AUGUAUAUAGAAAUAACAUUAAAAUAUGUGAAACAUACUUAUACUCUUUUGAUUAAUAUAAUUGAUUUAGUUGAUUAAGGUAGUUUGAAUAAAUAUUGUAUUUAGAUUGGUUUAUUGAUUUGAUGAUAUUGUAAAGAUCAAGAGAUUCAUUUGGAGAGAGAAGGAUAAUUGAAUCUGAGUGA
Paramecium sonneborni is the source of this 182-nucleotide messenger RNA. Lineage: Eukaryota; Ciliophora; Oligohymenophorea; Peniculida; Parameciidae. The record is from the annotation of a GenBank genome assembly.